AUGAAGAGACAAAGGAGAGAUCCAAGGCCGAGAGUGGUUAUCACAGACCCUGUUCAAAAUAGAACUACACCGAUUGAGCCUAGUCAUGUGGCUCAAAACAUUGAAAGCACAUUCACUAAGUCCUCUCUAGUGAUACAAUAUAUUUCAAGCUUGUUACCUGAGUCCACCCAUAUGGAUCAGGAUUUUCAAAGCCCUAUUGUUGAAGAAGUCCUACCUUCAGAAGGAGCUCAAGCUUCUAGAAGCUCCUUUGAAACCGUCGAGCUGGACAUUUCCAAAGACAAGAGAAAGUUGUCUGAUUCUGAGUUAGUUCAUGUGGUUCUGCUUCAGAACAAUGUUUUUAAUCUUGAACAAAGUUCUACCAAAAAAAAUUUGAUUAUUGGAAAGCAGGACAUUUGA
Lactuca saligna is the source of this 396-nucleotide messenger RNA. The record is from the annotation of a GenBank genome assembly. Lineage: Eukaryota; Viridiplantae; Streptophyta; Magnoliopsida; Asterales; Asteraceae.